GUACAUGUCCAUCUUUCGCCUGCCACCUUUGCUCAAUCUAUCUCGAGCACUCCCUCUUCUCUCAUCUGCGCCUCGAAGUUCUCACUACCUCUUCUCUUCUCAGUCUCGAUCUUUCAGGAUGUCUUCCUCCUCCGCAUCCAAGCCUGAUGCCAACCACAGCGAUGGCUCGACCAAGUGGUCCUCCACCGAUGGCCAAUUCCGCCGCCAGGUCUCAUCUUUCCGAGAGACCAUCAAGGCUGGCGGAAAGCACGCGCCGGCAAAGGGCAGGUACCGCUUGAUUGUAGCGUACGCCUGUCCUUGGGCACACCGUGCUCUGAUCCUCAAGCAUCUCAAGCAGAUCCCAGACGAUGUGCUCCCCGUCUCCGUCGUGGACAGUCUCUUAGGCCCCGAAGGGUGGACCUUCCCUCCUUAUGGCGACACACACGAGGAGCUCAAAGGUCUAGGAAUCCCUGGUACAGGCUACGUGCCCGGUCACGAGAAGAAGAAGCGUAUCAAAGAUUUCUACCUCGCUGCUGAUCCAGAAUACUCGGCUCGCUCUACUGUGCCCAUCAUUUGGGACGAGGAGCUGCAGACGGUUGUCAACAACGAGUCGGCAGAAAUUAUUCGUAUCCUCAAUGAUGCAUUCGACGAGUAUGUGCCUGCUGCUCAGAAGGGAGUGACGUACUACCCGGAAGACCUGCGAAAGGACAUCGAUAGUGUGAAUGAGUGGAUCUACGAUAAGAUCAACAACGGCGUGUACAAGUCGGGCUUUGCUACAACGCAGGAGGCAUACGAAUCCAAUGUCAAGCCCCUCUUCGAGGCACUGGACAAGGUGGAGGGUAUCCUCUCCAAGAGCAAGUCUGGCUACCUGGUCGGGGAUAGACUAACAGAAGCCGACAUCCGCCUGUUCACCACAAUCAUUCGCUUCGAUCCGGUGUACGUGGGACACUUCAAGUGCAAUAUCAGUACGAUCCGACAUGGCUACCCACACCUCAACAAGUGGGUCAGGGAACUCUACUGGAAGGAACCAGCUUUCAAGGAGACGACCGUCUUUGAUAGCAUCAAGGCGCACUACUACCAGAGUCACCCGAAUGUUAACCCUACACGCGUGGUGCCUGUCGGUCCUCUACCUCCUAUUGAGCCAUUGUAAUUUAGUGUACACGGUGUAAUCAAUUGAAGUAUCAAAAGAGGUAUCAUAUGUCUCACGGGAGGGAUGCGUGCUGCAGAUCCUUCACAGAAGUGGCUAGGGUU
This is a messenger RNA of Microstroma glucosiphilum, 1230 nucleotides long. RefSeq lists its product as hypothetical. Lineage: Eukaryota; Fungi; Basidiomycota; Exobasidiomycetes; Microstromatales; Microstromataceae. Gene Ontology annotation, molecular function: glutathione transferase activity. Gene Ontology annotation, cellular component: cytoplasm. The record is from RefSeq and is a predicted model, not a curated record. The transcript has a single exon. Bases 119 to 1129 code for a protein of 336 amino acids.